Molecule: messenger RNA, 2587 nt
Organism: Dromiciops gliroides (monito del monte)
Lineage: Eukaryota; Metazoa; Chordata; Mammalia; Microbiotheria; Microbiotheriidae
Product: putative RNA-binding protein Luc7-like 2
Exons: 11
Coding region: 34-1722 (562 amino acids)
Biological process (GO): mRNA splice site recognition
Cellular component (GO): U2-type prespliceosome; U1 snRNP
Molecular function (GO): mRNA binding
Source: RefSeq, a predicted model, not a curated record
CGUAGGAGAGUAGGGGCCGGGGGUAAACCAAGAAUGUGCCUUAUCGCGGAGGUGCUGCCCUACCACGAUCGCGGCGGAGGUCAAAAAGACGCAGCAGGCCCUCGGACACUCGGCUUUCGUUUGCUUCUCCUUUCUGCGCUCGAUUGCGUGGCCUGGAGUGCAGAAGGUGGGGGGGCCUUAGGGGGAGUCGCGUCUUGGCCGCGGCUGGUGGGGCGAAGAAGCCUUUUCAGGCUCGUCGCCAGCGGAGGGCGCAGCCGCUGCUCCUCGUCGGCCGCCGUCCUCAGCCCGAGGCCGCUCCCCGAUCUCGGCGCUUGCAGCAAGAUGGUGGCCCUAGGCCCGCCGGCCCGCACGCUGCGGGCCCUCCUGCAGGAACUGCGGUACUUGAGCGCGGCCACAGGCCGGCCCUACAAGGACACGGCAGCCUAUCGGUAUCUCGUGGAGGCCUUCCGGGCACACCGGGUCACCAGUGAGAAGCUCUGCAGAGCUCAACAUGAGCUACACUUCCAAGCUGCUACCUACCUUUGCCUCCUUCAAAGUACUCGGAACCACGUGGCCCUUCACCAGGAAUACCAUGGCAAGGGAGACACUACCAGACAGCGAAUCAAAUUCAGUGAUGACAGAGUAUGCAAGAGUCACCUUCUCAACUGCUGCCCUCAUGACGUUCUCUCUGGAACUAGGAUGGAUCUUGGAGAAUGUCUGAAGGUCCAUGACCUGGCUUUAAGAGCGGAUUAUGAAAUCGCAUCCAAAGAACAAGACUUUUUCUUUGAGCUUGAUGCAAUGGAUCAUCUGCAGUCAUUCAUUGCAGACUGUGACCGGAGAACAGAAGUGGCCAAGAAAAGAUUAGCAGAAACUCAGGAAGAGAUUAGUGCCGAAGUGGCAGCUAAAGCAGAACGUGUCCAUGAAUUAAAUGAGGAAAUUGGUAAAUUACUAGCCAAAGUGGAACAACUGGGAGCUGAAGGAAAUGUGGAGGAGUCUCAGAAAGUAAUGGAUGAAGUGGAGAAAGCCCGAGCAAAGAAAAGAGAGGCAGAGGAAGUCUACCGGAAUUCCAUGCCAGCCUCCAGCUUCCAACAACAGAAACUUCGAGUCUGUGAAGUAUGCUCUGCUUAUUUGGGUCUUCAUGACAAUGACAGGCGACUAGCUGAUCAUUUUGGGGGGAAACUACACCUGGGAUUUAUUGAAAUAAGAGAGAAACUUGAAGAGUUAAAGAGAGUUGUAGCUGAGAAGCAAGAGAAAAGAAAUCAGGAACGCCUGAAGCGCAGAGAAGAAAGAGAGAGAGAAGAAAGGGAGAAGUUGAGAAGGUCCCGAUCGCAUAGCAAGAAUCCUAAAAGAUCCAGGUCCCGAGAGCAUCGUAGACAUCGAUCUCGUUCUACUUCACGAGAACGAAAGAGAAGAACUAGAUCCAAGUCCCGUGAGAAACGCCAUCGUCACAGGUCACGCUCCAGCAGCCGAAGCCGAAGCCGCAGCCACCAGAGAAGCCGGCAUAGCUCCAGAGACCGGAGCCGAGAGCGGUCCAAAAGAAGAUCCUCAAAAGAAAGGUCUUCUGGAGAUAAAGAGAGGUCAUUAAGAGACCAAGACCUAGCAUCACGUGACAAAGAUAGGAGUUCCAGAGAGCGGUCACCUCGAGACAGAGAGAGAAAAGAUAAGAAACGUUCCUAUGAGAGUGCUAAUGGCCGUUCAGAAGACAGGAGGAGCUCUGAAGAGCGUGAAGCGGGGGAGAUUUAACAGGCUGUACAUUUCUUCAAUCCUUAAGCUUCCUAUGGAGUUACAUACUAUUGUUUAGUUUACAGCUGUCCAAGGCAACUCAGUCGUUCCAGACACCAAUCCAAUUAGGCUAGAUGUACAGUAUCUAAAAGUUUGACUAUAACUCAAUCUGAACUGAACGUCUUUUCCUGGAUGAAGUUUUAAAUUGCAUCCAUAAUUUCUGGUGAAUCCUAAUACAAUUCUGAAAGGUUAUUCUGUUCACAAGUGCAGUUUUAUGUAGUAAAAUGCAGGUCUCAAUGUUUUAUUUUCAGUAGACGUUAGAGUGAACAAAUUGUGUUAACUUGCCUUGGGCUUUCUUGAACAUUUGUAAAAUUCUUCUUUUCUAGUCCAAAUAGCAGCAGCUUUGGGAGUCUUGUUUUGAUUUCUUCCUCUACCCUUCUGUCCUGCCCUCCCACCUGCCAUCCCAAAUUGCAAAGUAAGGCAGGAGUUGGAGGGGCCAUAUAAUUCGGGUUAGAAGCUUCUGUUCCACUGAUUGACUACUAGUUGGUUAUAUUUCAGAUCAUUUAUUGCUGGGGUGUGUGUUCUGGAGAAAAUGGAAAUGUUUGUUUCUUUUUCCCUUUUUUUAAACAGUGCCUAUUUAGAUUUGGAAGUUGGAACAGCUGUUGCAUUACACCUUUUGCAUUUUUAUUGAAAUUUUGAAAUCAAACCUUGUCUUGAUUUUUCUGUUACAUUGAAUUGCUAUGUUCAGGUUGUUGGGGGGAAUCUUUCUUAAGCACUUCUUGCCUUUUUUUUUUCUUGUGGAGUGUAAAGGCUACACCACUUAAUUGUUUUUAAAAAAAGAAAAUAAUAAUAAAAUGAAAAGAGCUCUCACCACCACCACCACCAU